UUCGAUUAAUCGAUUAGCGGUGAUAACAAUUUGAGUUUAGCUCGCUCGCACGGCCUGGAAACGCGAAGCAACAAGAGACGAACGCUUGCACUCUGGUAAUACGGUAAAUCGAUCAUGAAUUCCUACGCGCAUCGCUUUCCGUGGAUCCAACGGACCUCGCGAAAUAUCGCGAGUCAAUAUCUCCUUUGAGUUGGUAAAGGAAACUGAAUGCGCCACAAAUGUACUUAAUUUUUUUAUGGAAUUUUGGAGCGAUAAUCGAACAAUUUUUGAUGCGAGUAAAAUUAACAAUUAAAUCGAUCAAAUUAGAUUAAAUAAAAUUAUAGCAUAGUAUUUCUCUUAUUAAUUGUAUCUUACAAAAAAUUUAUUUUCAUAAUUUUCAAAAUGUAAAAUGUUCACACAAAAUUAGUCAUAUAACGUAAUGCUAAGUAUAAUUAUCAUCUCUUAUAAAAAUUGACCAAUGUAAUAUUAAUUGACUUAUUUAUACUGGAUUGAUUAAUUCCUAUGAAAAAUUUUCAGCAGUUACCGUUGAAAAUAACAGAUAAUAAAAUAAUUAUAAAGUUUCAUUUUUAAACGAUUUUUAUUAAUAUCUGUUAACAAUCGUAACAUAAUUAGCUUAAGAACUGAAUUGUAAUUAAUACCCUGUUUUUUUUCUAAAGGCUACCGACAAUUCUCUACUAAAUACCGAGUUAAUCAUCUGGUCGAUAAAUUACAAAGCUAUCAUAGUACAGUAUCACAUUUUUCUUCGCCAGUUUCAAAGCUUUUUACUUUAAAAAUUUAAGUGAUUCACCGAUAGACUAAAAAAAACGUUAAAUAAUAGCGACGCAAUCAUGCAAUUAAAGGAAACCAGUUUUAUCACAGUUGCCUUUAAUCCAGAUUAGUAUAAUUUUCUUUUCCUAUUUAUAUCACAGAUAUAAUUAUAAUAUAAAAAUAAGAUGUUUAUUAACCUAAAACGAUAGUUUAUCACAAAUUCUGAUUUUAAAUUCUACUAAUCUAAUUGAAGUAAUUUAACAUGAUCAAUUGCCAUUUCUUCGUUUUACUCAUGUCUUCUAAAUUUGCUUUCGACGCGAACCAUGAGAAUUAAACGGCGAACACAAACUUCUGGCGUUUUGGGAGAAAGUCCGUUUGUAUCGGUCGAUAGGCGACUAAAGCAGGAUGAAGUGGCUACGUGCGAAGCACGAUCGAUGGGCGCAAAGGCUUGAGAUAUUUCAGCGGCGAGUUUCGAUGCGCGAUAAAAGUAUCUAUCUCGAAGACACAUCGGCGAAGGCAAGGCGAGAGAGAAGGCGAGAGGGAGAUAAGGGUAGGAAGGGAAAAAGGGAGAAAACCGCGUGGCUGACGCGGCGGCGACGAAGAGUGGCCACCCUUUGAAAUUCACGAGCGCACGGAGAACACGUAUACCCUCGGCCACCCCCCUCCCCCCCUCUCUCUCUCUCUUUCUCUCUAGCGCAACUUUUCCCUUUUUUUUCUUUUUCUUCUUCCUCUUCGCGCGUGGACGGACGUGUGGAGAUCCGAUCGAUCGAUCGAAGCGAGCCGCGCACUCGAGUUUUCCCUGACCUAAGAAUACACCGGCUCGAGUGCCGUGGAGGAACCCAGGGUGGAGUGGACUUCAGAAUGGACCAGAGUGGGGAUCGAGCGAGGAGAGAACCCCGCCCCCGUUUAAGCAACGCCGGACAACGAUGACUGCGGAUUUUGUCUCUUCUUUCUUACUCGCAUUUGCUCGGACUUGCGCCUCGCUCCGGUACUUUCUUUGCUGCUCGCGUUCCACGUACCGGAGAACACCACGAGUAGCAAAAAAGAGAGACGAAGAAAAAGAGAAAAGAAAAUAGAGGGAAAGGAAGAAAGAGAGAGAGAGAGAGAGUGAGAGAGAGGAGAAAAGACAAUUUUCCUCUUGCUGUGAAGACAACGGAAUGACCGAUUUGAUUUCGGGUUUGUUGUAACGGCACGCCGAUUGCGAUACGCGAGAAUUCGCACGAAAGGGUCGCCCACAAGCGUUAUCGUGCCGCGCGAUAACCCUCUCGUGCGGAACGAGCGUCGGGGAUGCAAAUUCGACGUCGAUGUUCGUCGGCGUCGUGGUCGUCGCGUUGCGUGACGCCGAGCGAUUAGAUUAGAACUCGACGACGGCGGUUCGCGGAUUUUCUUCCCCCUUUUUUUUUUGUUUCAUUUUCAAGGGGCGGUGCAGUUGACGGAUCAAUUACGUUAUCGUGGAUCGUCAAGUUUCUCUCUCUCGAAAGUUACCGGGCUCGUCGGAGUCUCUCGUGGAAACGAGCCGAAUGAUGUUCAAUUGACGAAGACGGCGCAGCGCUAGGAAUGGCCCCCUUCAGUUCCGUCUUCCUGGGUGUCUGGGGAGUGUUUGUUGCCAUUUUGAUAAAAGAAUCGACACCCGUUAGCUGGGAGGAAUGGUGGACAUACGACGGUAUUUCUGGUCCUGCCUUCUGGGGUCUCAUCAACCCGGAAUGGUGGCUCUGUAACAAAGGUCGAAGACAAUCACCGGUCAAUCUCGAGCCUACUCAACUGCUUUUCGACCCGAAUCUACAACCGCUUCAUCUGGACAAGCACAGAAUCAACGGCGUACUGGCGAACACCGGCCAUAGCGUCGUAUUCGCCGUGGAGAACGACACCCGCCAUCCCGUCAACAUCUCCGGCGGUCCACUCAGUUAUCGUUAUCAGUUUCACGAGAUUCAUCUGCACUUCGGCGCGGACGAUCGUAUCGGCAGCGAGCACACCGUCGAUGGACAUGCAUUCCCUGCCGAGCUUCAGAUAUUCGGGUUCAACUCGCAGCUCUAUAACAAUUUCUCGGACGCCCUGCACAGGGCGCAGGGGAUCGUGGCGGUGUCGCUUCUCUUGCAGGUGGGCGACCUCUCGAACCCGGAGCUGAGAACGUUCACGCAGCAGCUGGAUAAAAUCAAAUACGGAGGGCAGGCCAUGGAAAUUAAACGUUUCGGGGUGCGCGAACUUCUGCCGGACACGAAGCAUUACAUGACGUACGACGGCUCCACCACGAUGCCAGCGUGUCACGAGACCACCACAUGGAUCAUCCUCAACAAGCCUAUAUACAUCACCAAGCAGCAGCUACACGCUUUGAGACAGUUAAUGCAAGGCGAUGAAAAGCAGCCAAACGCGCCGCUUGCAAAUAACUUUAGACCACCGCAACCCCUUCAUCAUCGUCCCGUUCGGACGAACAUUGAUUUCAAUGUUCAGGGUCCGAAGAAUUGUCCGACGAUGAACAGGGAUAUAUAUUACAAAGCCAAUACCUGGAAAUAAUACCCAGCACUGCCGUGAGGUUCGACGUUCACAGUAACUACGCUUCUCCCUGGAACGAGCUGGAACUUUGCUGUAAGAAAAAAUUGACAUAUCAAUUACAGGCGGAUAACGCCGAGUCAUACAAAAAAUUACGGCAGAUAGAACGCGCGAAGAAGAUGACCGACGACGCCCAUGUUCGAGGUCGAGAUUUAAAAAAAAUGCUUCGUUGUACUUAUUAGACGUGAAUUGCCAAGUAUGUUUCCAGUUAAAUCAGAAGAAGAAAACCAAAUAUACCUAUAGAUCACAAGUUAGACGAGGAUAAGCUAAUCGUAAGAUCUAUUAUUAUAUAUAUAUAUAUAUAUAUAUCGGUAAAUAUCGAAAAAAGCUAUGACUAUCGUGGCCUGCGCGGGGGGUUGAGAGAUGCAAUUAUAUGUAUAAAAAUUCACGCGCAAUGGAGAGCGCUAUCGCGAGCAAAAGUUUAUACUAUAUUCUUGUAAUAAAAGUUGGAAAAAACGCAGAAAACGAGAUGUUUUCCUGCGGCUUUACUCA
Messenger RNA from Monomorium pharaonis (pharaoh ant), 3786 nucleotides. It is a transcript of the gene CARPB, whose product is annotated as carbonic anhydrase-related protein 10. The transcript is spliced from 10 exons. Gene Ontology annotation, molecular function: carbonate dehydratase activity; zinc ion binding. Bases 2305 to 3258 code for a protein of 317 amino acids. Lineage: Eukaryota; Metazoa; Arthropoda; Insecta; Hymenoptera; Formicidae. The record is from RefSeq and is a predicted model, not a curated record.